UAACUGUCAAUGUCAAAUGUCAUACCAUUAUCUAGUAACUAUUGUGAAAAAUAAAACUGCUAACAAGCUAAUUAAAUAAGGUUAAAAUAAUUAAAACGAUAAACUUUAACUCAGAAUGACACAAGCACUGCCAAAUCCCAACACACUAUUGCCACUUGAACUCGUGGACAAAUGUAUCGGAUCCAGAAUUCAUAUUAUAAUGAAGAAUGACAAAGAAAUGGUGGGAACAUUGCAAGGUUUCGACGAUUUUGUAAAUAUGUUACUAGACGAUGUGACUGAGUACGAAUCGACACCCGAGGGAAGGAAAAUUACAAAGUUGGAUCAAAUAUUGCUCAAUGGAAACAACAUAGCGAUGUUGGUGCCGGGAGGUGAAAUGCCAGGCGAUUCUUACGAUGGUCAAUGAUAAACAGUGCAGUAGUUUAAAUAAACGUAAUUAUAAGGAAA
Messenger RNA from Melitaea cinxia (Glanville fritillary), 444 nucleotides. Its product is annotated as U6 snRNA-associated Sm-like protein LSm5. Gene Ontology annotation, cellular component: U4/U6 x U5 tri-snRNP complex; U6 snRNP; Lsm1-7-Pat1 complex. Bases 116 to 403 code for a protein of 95 amino acids. The transcript has a single exon. Gene Ontology annotation, molecular function: RNA binding. Gene Ontology annotation, biological process: mRNA splicing, via spliceosome. NCBI's taxonomy places the organism in Eukaryota, Metazoa, Arthropoda, Insecta, Lepidoptera, Nymphalidae. The record is from RefSeq and is a predicted model, not a curated record.